AUGGGAAACGCCAGCACGAAGGAGUCGCGCGGCGGCGAUGGAAGCCACCGCAGCCACCACGGCGCCUCUCAGCCGGGUGCCACCGGUUCUUUACAUGCAGACAGGUCGCCAGGACGGCGGAAUCGGCUGAGCCGCGGUGAUUUGGGUGUCCUAGGCCUGGUGGGAGGCUCGAGCUCCCAUAGCGAGCAUCAUCAUGAGCGCAGAGAGACAAAACAAGAACGGGAAGCCCGCAGACUGGAGAGGGAAAGAGUCCAGCGGUUGGCGGAAAGAGAGCGGAGCAUGAAGGAGGAGAACGUCGAUGGUGGAUUUCUCGUUACCAUGGGAACAUACGUUGGUGUCGAAGACUUCAACAAGCAGAUUGUUCGGCAAUUGCAGAUCGAAAGAAAAAUCGCCCCUUUCUGGCGAGGUUUGAACGACCUUGAUGACCAAUGGACAGAACCUCAAAUUAUUGCCGCAGCACGCGGCCUGCCGAUUCCAGCUGCCGAUGAAGUACCGCCUGACGAGCUGAUUCCCCGUCCUUUGUCAGCAAACGACCAUACGGAAGGCUCCCGGAAUAUAAACAGCCUCAUGGUUCCGAUCGCUGGCCGUACACAGUCUACAACGUCGGAACACAGCAUGUCUAACCCAGGCUCUGCGCUUCCUUCUCCCAUCUCCAGCCAGCCCGCUAGAACGAGCUCCCCUUUUAGACCGCGUGGCAAAGCUCUCGCCGCCGUGCUCGGCGGGAACUCUCGAAAUGGCUCGACGACUGAGAUUGUGCCCCGCGAAAUCAACAUUUCCAAUGACCCGUUUGUCAAUGGACAACCCAUCGAGGUGUUCCUGUACAAGAAUGCCACCGAGUGUCCGAUCUGUUUUCUGACCUACCCGCCAUAUCUCAACCAGACGCGGUGUUGUGGACAGGCUAUCUGCAGUGAGUGCUUCGUUCAGAUUAAGCGACCUGAUCCGCAUUUUCCCGAGGGGCAUAACGAGAACGACCCAAACCACAACCCCGAAGAGGCGGCCGGGAUGUUGGUAUCAGAGCCCGCCUGCUGCCCCUAUUGUACUCAACCAGAUUUCGGUGUAACAUACGAUCCGCCACCUUUCAGACGGGGCCUGGCAUAUUCUAUCGCUCCCGCAGCUCUGUCAUCCAUGAGCACCGCCAUGUCGUCCAGCAGCUCUGUAAACUCGGCUUCUCUGUCGCCCCCCGCGGGGGCUGCUGGCGGGGGCCGGCGAAGGACUCAGUCUCUCUCUGCAACCAGCCCAAAUGUUAUCUUGACAGACCGUAUCCGACCAGAAUGGGCAACCAAACUCCAAGCUGCGCGUGCUCAUCAAGCAAGACGAGCUGCUGCUGCCACCGCUUUGCACACUGCGGCAUUCAUGAUGGGGAAUACUGAGAGUCGGGCGUUUCGGAGUCGUUUUGGGCGAAGAAACACGGGCGGUUCGGGAUCGACGGGAGCUCCCUCAGGGGGGCAGAAUAACGGCGAGGGAGACAAUGGCGACAGCGGCUCCGCAACGCCUGCGGGUGAUGCCGACUCCUCAGGUCAGCGGGGUAAUCGUGGCGGAACAUCCAGCAACGUUGUCUCUCCACGCAUGCGCGCUGAAGAGCUCGAGGAGAUUAUGGUCAUGGAGGCUAUCCGUUUGUCGCUCGCCGAAGAAGAGGAGCGGAAACGGAAAGAAGAGCUUGAAAAGGCCAAGCAAAAAACAAAAGAGGAGAAUAAGCCAACACAGGUGGGUGGCGGGCCUUAUGAUGACGGUACAGGAAACAGCCAAGCAAGCGCAAGUAGUCUGAGCGUGGAGAGGAAGCGAGGAAACAGUGCUUCUAGCAACCUUCGUGUGGAGGCCAGCGUCACAAAUGCGCUGGCAACGACUGCUGCAGCUGCGUCAGGUUCAGCAGCUGAUGAUAACACCAAGGACAAGGGCAAGGCCGUAGACCGCAAUAGACCCAUCACUUCUGAUGGUUCUUCCGCCACCGCUGCCUCCCGACCAGUCCUGGCGACUCACCAACCUGCAGGCCCAUCCCACCUCAGACAAAUGAGCAGUGCCUCCUCAGUCUCUUCCUCUAUCCUUGACAGCCAACCUAGCAGCUUUACAUCGCCAUCCACCGCUCAAGAUCCGCGCGGAAGCGGUCUCAGUCUUGAAAGUCGUUCUGCCACCGAGGAAGGCGAGUGCCAAGAGAGUGACCGUGAUCCUAGCGCCAGCACUGAGCCCUUGCUCAACUUCAGAAGUCUAGCGGAAGUGGUCGGGGUCAGUCUAGAGGGCGAGAACGCCGGAAGGCGACUGAGUCAAAUCGAGUUGGAGAAGAGCAAACGCUCAGAAGAGCCCCAACAAAAGGCGACUACAACAGAACAAGCCGGAGGAAACUUGUUGGCCGAGGCAGCACAGAAUGGAGCUGCUCAGAAGCAAACUGGGGAAGAAAUCGAGAGGGAACUACUGCACCUAGAAGCGCCCAGCACUUCGGAUCCGUCGCUUCCACCUAAGGUGAUGGUUACACCCGACACUCCCGCAGUCGAGAUUGGCGAGGAUUCGAAGCAACUUGGCUACCAGACAACGACUGUGGAGCGCACUCACCAACUCACGCAAUAG
Messenger RNA from Podospora anserina S mat+, 2559 nucleotides. RefSeq lists its product as uncharacterized. Bases 1 to 2559 code for a protein of 852 amino acids. The transcript is spliced from 2 exons. The record is from RefSeq and is a predicted model, not a curated record. Gene Ontology annotation, cellular component: cytoplasm. Lineage: Eukaryota; Fungi; Ascomycota; Sordariomycetes; Sordariales; Podosporaceae.